AAUGGUGCAUCUUCCACGCAGAACCUCGUCACAACAUGAUUUGUGAUGGUGAGUUACUAGCUGGUGUUCUUAGGGUACGGGCCGAGAAUGAAUUCAAGUGAUUUCUCGUCGCCGCAAGACAAUAUAACAUGACUACAGAGCACCUUUAUAUUCUACCGUACUUCGUAUGCGGGUAUUAAUCCAUCAUUCAGGCAGGGGUAUCGCGAAGAGAGGAGGGCCCUAGGGGGUUAGGUAGAGUCUGGUAGAGCUCUACGCGUAGGUACACUCCACAGCGACCCCCAGAACCCGAGCUAUGCCGCUAUCGCUUGCUGUGCCUCGGCCAAAUCUUUAGUACUAGGUACCUGAGUAUGUAAGUAAAGAGUUAGUUAUCACUUAGCCGAGACUACCUAAGUGAAGCUUCACAUUUGCUCUUGCUUGAGCCCCCAACUGCGACCAGAGCUGCCGCAGUCCGAGACGAGUAGGUGCCUACCUGUUAGGUAGGCCAUUCAUAUUGUCUUUGUCCAAAGCCUCGAAGCUUGUCACCCAAUGGGUGGUAGAUAACCUCAUAAAAUUUCCCAAGUCGCGGGGCCAUAACUCACCGAACCUCAAAUGAAUCUGUGGCGCAUUGCAUCCUGAGCUCGAACAGUCUACACGAGGAGGCUGUGGGCCGCAACCCGCAUGUCAGAGAUGACAGCUUCAAGCCCCGUCUCGAGUCCAGCUCUAGGUCGCGCUAUAGAUCACCAUCGACAGUCUGCCGAGAACCGAAGACGAAGACGGAGGCAGGAUAAGCCUUCCAUCGCUGCGCGACUGGUCCUGGACGGCCAUGUAAAAGGCGAUAUAGGUAUCUUGUCUGACGACCUUUUCGCCGACCUAUUCCCUCGUCUUCAGCAAUAUGAGUCCCACGAGGUUGACCCAAAUUCCACCGGCCAAGUUCACCACGUAGCCAUUGCGCCAUGGACUCCCGACGCAACUCCGCAACGCACGAAUUGGUCCAUUGUCCCCGUCACUAAGUCGACUGCGCUAGCCCAUUCAACUGUCCAGUUCUCCCCCGCCUCCUCAGCUCUCCAGUCGUUCGCGACCGUUCUCCGGCAGGUUGCGCCCUCGAAAUUGUCAAGCCACAGCAGGACUGGCAUUGAGAUACACAUCUUGGAUGUAGCUGCGCUGGCUCUGGAUACCGUUUUUGUUAGCCUAGAAAGUGAUCUGGUCAGGAGAUUAGAAAAUGGCGAGGGUACCUUUUUCAAAGACCAUCCUUCCAAUAAAGGAAAGGACAACGUGAUGCUCAACACACCUGUAGAGCGACUCGCCGCUGCUCUUCGUGUAGCUUUGGGCACACUCAAAGUCGUUCACAACGGUGACUUAUUCCUCCUACCCUUGCAACCACAUCCUAUAACGCAUGUUCCUCCCAGCCCAGGAAAGGUGGUGCUAUGUGAACCAGUGGCACAAGGUGUCCUGACUCCAACUACUAAGAUCGUCUUAACACGCGGUCAUUCUCAGUCCAAACAAGAUCGCGCCGUUAUGGCAUCUACCCAGGCGCUUAACGGAGCUGGGCACGAUGAGGAAGAUACUGCGACUGACCAGUUCUUCUCGGCGGCUGAAGAGCGUGAAAAAACCGAUGCACAAACCGAGAACUCAGAUUCUAUGACAGAAACGGAGACGGAAGCAUCUGAAAUUGAAAAUGAAGACGACCUAUCAGACGACUCUAUGGAUGAGAUGAUUUCUCUCUCUAUACCCACCUUGCCAACAACUAAUGCAAGUGGGAUUUCUACAAUGCAGCCUGGAACGCCCAUGACGAUCGGGACGAUCGGGCGUGGUAGAAAGGUGAACGGUACACACACACCAGGAUCUGUGUUUUCGAGUUUUACUGCGACAACCGCACGCCCUGACCGGCCAAAAGGUCGUCUUUUUAAAGCACAUGGGCUAGUCAGUUCUAUUCCAGUCGACUUGCUUCACCCUAAACCGACGACUGAAGAAGACGAUGAAGCUUUCAUUUUCGUCGACAUUAACUCUUUGAGUCGGAUCGGUUGCUUCUCCGGAGACUGGGUAAGAGUUGAGGCAGCCGAAGAACCACCAUUAAACGGGAGUGGUUUGUUCGGAUUGGGAAGCUUUGGAGAGCCAGCAGGAGAGCCAAAUUGGAGACCCGCCAAGAUCUUUGGACUACCCGAUGGCUAUUCAAGCCGGCCAAUGACGAGAAUACCUAGCUCGAAACAUGAACCGGGAGGUCGACGCUUAUCAUUCUUUGAAUCCCAAAUUCAAAAGCCAACCGGGCCCGGGGCUCAUAUGUCUCCACUGUUACUUGCCAAUUUAGAGAAUACACCCUAUGUUCGCCUCUCGCCCCUGAAGAGGCACAAUUAUCCUCUUCGGUCUGGUCAACCCAAAAUAACCAGUGUAUCCCGCCCGCCCUAUGCUCGAGAUGUAACAGUCCAACAAGUUCGGACUCCUAUUUCUUCUGAAAAAGCACUGCAGACGGCGAUCCUCAGUGGCUUGAAGAACUAUUUUGCACGAAGCUUACGUAUCGUGAGGACAGGUGACCUCAUUGCAGUCCCCAUUGAUACACAGCUUGGGAGAACUCUCCAAGAAACUAUAGGCUCAAAUGACGGUUUUGCCGUUGAUGAUCUUGUAGCUAUUGCAGGAUCGAAUAAGACCUUCUCUGGCACUGCGUCCAACGCUGACGCUGUCGCUUGGUUUCGGGUCAGUCAUAUAGUGAGGCAAAACCCAGAAAUACCUGAUGAAGAUGAUGAAGAGGACAUAUGGGGAGCUGUUGCUUGCGUAAAUACCGCUUCGACUCAAAUUGCACAAUCGGGUAGCUUCACUUGUUCUCUCCCAGGUACCAAGGACAGCAACUGGCCCUAUUAUCUUCGUAUCGAAGAACUUCCCCAGCCUACGUCUAUGUCUCAUGUCACAGCGCUCCAACAGCCCUCGCAAAAGUUCAUAUCACCCCUUAGAAGGAGAUUAAGGGAACUAAUGGCGGCCGCAACCAGCAAACGUGCUAUUCACCUAAAACUGCCCCCAGUAGCUGUGCUGCUCGUGUCAACACAACGCAGCAUUGGCAAAACAACUAUAACUAUGAAUGCUAGCUCGGAUAUCGGGCUGCAUACUUUCACCAUCGAUGCGUAUGACAUCGUUAAUGAGAAUGGCGGCGGCGGCAGCGAUGUGAAGACCGAGGGCUUUCUGAAAGCACGAGCUGAUCGCGCCAUGAGCUGUGGGCCUGAACACUGCUGUCUGAUAAUUCGGCAUGUUGAGGCUUUAACUGCAGAUCGAAUGACAACGGCUGUGAAGGAAAUACUCUCUGGCACUAGAAUAUUGGUUGCAACCACAACUGAAGUUGAUAAAGUACCAGACGGUAUACGUGGCCUUUUCACGCAUGAGAUCGAGAUGGGUGCUCCUGAUGAAGCUGAGCGAGAGGGUAUCUUGCGUUCCAUCGUAAAUAGCCGAGGAUUGUCAUUGGGGCCCGAUGCAGAACUUGGUGGUGUUGCUCUCAAGACGGCAGCCCUUGUGGCAGGAGACUUAGUGGACGUAGUAGAAAGAGCCAUGGUAGCCAGAGACUCGCGUCUAGAGGCCUUGUCCAGGAGAGCGUCAGAUGGAAACACGAUCAUCACUAUCCGUGAUAUACAAGUAGCUGGAGGACCGUCGGCAAGAUCUUUGAUUAAAGCUGACUUCGAUAUCGCGGUUGAUGCAGCUCGAAAGAACUUCGCGGAUGCAAUUGGCGCCCCGAAGAUCCCGAACGUAUCCUGGGAAGAUGUCGGUGGCCUCGAUAAUGUCAAGGAGGCAGUCAGGGAGACGAUCCAAUUGCCGCUAGAAAGACCGGAACUGUUUGCAAAGGGAAUGAAAAAACGGUCUGGCGUCCUGUUUUAUGGCCCCCCUGGAACAGGUAAAACUUUGGUCGCAAAGGCCAUUGCUACAGAGUACAGCUUAAACUUCUUCAGCGUCAAGGGUCCUGAGCUGCUGAACAUGUACAUUGGUGAGUCUGAGGCUAAUGUACGCCGAGUCUUCCAACGCGCACGCGAUGCCCGUCCUUGUGUCGUAUUCUUUGACGAAUUGGACUCUGUGGCACCAAAAAGAGGAAAUCAGGGUGACAGUGGUGGUGUUAUGGAUCGGAUCGUAUCACAACUCUUGGCUGAGCUUGACGGUAUGUCUGGUGGUGAUGAUGGUGGUGGUGGUGUGUUUGUCAUAGGUGCCACCAACCGGCCAGACUUGCUUGACCAAGCACUACUACGCCCUGGCAGGUUCGAUAAGAUGCUUUAUCUAGGAGUUUCCGACACGCAUCAAAAACAACUCAAGAUAAUGGAAGCCUUAACGAGGAAAUUUAACAUCCACCCUUCUGUUUCGUUGGCUGCUGUUGCAGAAGAACUCCCUUUCACAUAUACGGGUGCCGAUUUUUAUGCCAUGUGCAGCGAUGCGAUGUUGAAGGCUGUCACCAGACAGGCAGCUUCUGUCGACACUAAAAUCCGUGCCAUCAAUGCAACUCGCACAGCAACAGCUCACCCAAUUUCGACAGCGAAUUUCUUUGAUCACUACGCCACGCCCGAAGACAUUGCCGUCAUGGUCACCGAGAAGGACUUUCUGGAUGCUAACCGGGAGCUCAUACCCAGUGUUAGUGCUGGAGAGUUGGCCCACUACCAGCAGGUGCGUGCCACAUUCGAGGGCGGGGGAGACAAGCAACAACAGCAACAGGAACGAGGUUCUGACACAGCCAUACCCCCUAUAUCAACCGAGCUUAAUCGACCAUCUUCCAAGGGCAAAGGAAAACCUGUGGGAAAAGGCAAGGGGAAGGCGAUCGCUAUCGACAGUGAUGGUGAAGAUAGAGAUGACCCAGAACAUGCCAGCUAUGGCAGCGUCAACGGGCGAGCGAAAGGGAAAGGAAAGGCUGUCGCUCAGUUCCAGGAUUUGGCGGCUAGUGAUGAUGAAGGCUUGUACUGAAGAGGGUGAAAGUAGACUUGUAAAAAUGCAUAUGUAUAAUCUGAAAAAUGAAAUCCAAGUCUGUCUAACACGCACGGACACGAUGGAUGUCUGGAAAUGCAUCGAAACAUGAACUCAAACAAUUGAUUCUUACUUGUCCUAUAAACCCUCAACCAAAGGCAAGAUCAGAUACAAGCCCUACCACCCUGUAGGCUGGCAAGAAUGAAGUGCUCAGAUCUCUCUGACUGCUUGCUUAUUGUGCAUUUCACUUGGAGUUUAGAGUGGACAAGUCUAUCUUUGUCGC
Xylaria bambusicola is the source of this 5179-nucleotide messenger RNA. RefSeq names its product peroxisomal biogenesis factor 6. Lineage: Eukaryota; Fungi; Ascomycota; Sordariomycetes; Xylariales; Xylariaceae. The record is from RefSeq and is a predicted model, not a curated record. The transcript is spliced from 4 exons. Gene Ontology annotation, cellular component: cytosol; peroxisomal membrane. The coding region runs from base 658 to 4896 and encodes 1412 amino acids. Gene Ontology annotation, molecular function: ATP binding; ATP hydrolysis activity. Gene Ontology annotation, biological process: protein import into peroxisome matrix.